This is a messenger RNA of Polyodon spathula (Mississippi paddlefish), 5341 nucleotides long. Its product is annotated as stAR-related lipid transfer protein 4-like. Gene Ontology annotation, biological process: cholesterol transport involved in cholesterol storage; intracellular cholesterol transport; cholesterol import. Gene Ontology annotation, cellular component: cytosol; endoplasmic reticulum. Gene Ontology annotation, molecular function: cholesterol binding; cholesterol transfer activity. Bases 203 to 826 code for a protein of 207 amino acids. The record is from RefSeq and is a predicted model, not a curated record. NCBI's taxonomy places the organism in Eukaryota, Metazoa, Chordata, Actinopteri, Acipenseriformes, Polyodontidae. The transcript is spliced from 6 exons.
CUUCAAUCUGAAAUAAAGCAGGCAUAUCUUUUAACUGUAGCAUACCGAUGAUUUAUUUGUGCAUUUAUUUUUUAUGUUCAUUACAGUUCGCAAUGUUUAUUGGCAAGAAUCCUGGGAACAGUUUUGCUCAAAAUAACAACAGAAACACAUCCCAAUACAAAAUUGCAUUUUUGUCCCCAUUAAUAAAGGUCAAAGGGUAAACAUGGGAAGUUUACCUGAUGCUAGCGUUCUUUCUGCACAGAUUCAUAAUACCCUCAUCAGCUACCACAACAUUGGAGAGGAGGAGUGGAGAGUCGCAAAGAAAACAAAAGAUGUAACUGUAUGGAGGAAGCCAUCUGAAGAAUUCAAUGGAUUUCUUUAUAAAACUGAAGGGAUUGUGAACGAAACCCCCAACAGGAUUGUGGAUUACAUUCGCCCUGGUCCUUACCGGCUAGACUGGGACAGUUUGAUGACCUCUAUGGACAUUGUUGAAAAGUUUGACCAGGGCUGUUGUAUGAUGCGCUACACCACAGCAGGGCAGCUCUGGAACAUCAUUGCUCCAAGGGAAUUCAUUGACUUCUCCUGCACUGCAAAUUAUGAGGAUGGACUCCUGUCUUGUGGUGUAAGCAUCGAAUAUGGCGAGGCAGGGCAGAGCUGUGUCCGCGGGUUCAAUCACCCAUGUGGCUGGUUCUGUGUUCCACAGAAAGACAAUGCAGACCACAGCCUCCUGACCGGCUACAUACAGACUGAUCUCCGAGGGAUGCUGCCACAGUCCGCAGUGGAUUCUGCCAUGGCCAGCACUCUGGUUAAUUUCUACACAGACUUGAGAAAGGUGUUGAGAAUGUAGUUUGUAAUGUUCUACACUCUUUAAAGGAGCAUAACCCAUGGCAAUGCAAAACAGCUCAGGGUAGGUCAUACAAACCUAGUAGAUGUUUUUCAGUGUUUGAUAUACUGCUCUAUGGAUAUCAUUUCAUGUGUGCAUGUGUCCUGUUUGAUAGAAGCCUUUGGUUCAGACAGGUUUCUAGUAAGAUUUUAAUUGAAAAUUGAAAUGUGAUCCAUAUAUUCUUUUUGUGAAGAUUUCUAUAAUAGAAGUCAGUAUGAAGACAUAAGUUCCCUCAGACAACGCCUCCUGGUUUAAGGCCAAAGUCUGUGGAGAGAUUUCCACAUCUGCAGUUUAAAAUUCAGGACUUCUUGAUUAGUCAUCAGAAUGUAUGACGUUGUUCUAAUACUGCUGAUAAGUGAUGGUUCAAAGUAUACAUUUUGUUUUACCCACACAAAACCAUUGUGCAUUCUGUUUAUCCAUUUCAAUAGUAUUUUUUUUUAAACAGCCUUUUCUGCAUGUAAAAAUUGGCUUGCUAGAUGUUGCAUCUAGAAUAGGAACCAGUCAUACUAAUCUCACACAUAGUUACUGUGGGUAGAGACUAUGGUUUUUACUGUUAUGGAUUCUUAGACAUUCUCUCAUAAGAACAUUUUAUUUAUAUAUAUAUAUAUAUAUAUAUAUAUAUAUAUAUAUAAAAAGGGGGUGUUAGGUAAGGAGACUACAACAGAGGGUGCAAAAUAUUUAAUGGGGCUGGCUCAGGAAAGAAAAGUAAUCAUUUGCAUUGGCGUAUUUAGAAAAUGGUUUGACAGAUUACUGAAUCUAAUAUUUAUGGUGUGCAUGCUUGUGAGUUCAGUGGUGUUUUAUUUUGUUUUCUGCACCAACUUAGUUCAGGUGUUAAAGUGCAAGUAGGAUUGUAGCACAGAUUGCAACCAAAGUGACAGAGACAAUGUUGACUUCCAAUAAUACGCACUGAUUUAACACUCCUAAUUUUCAGGUCAUGAUAAAGUGUAUGUUAGUAAAACAUGCAAGUACCUACGAUAACCCUCACUCACUCCUGUUCUGCUGUUUUGAUGCUGGGAUACUGUGGCUCACUUGCUGGAAAUACAGGUUUUAAAAUCAGAAACCCAAUAUUUUAUAUUAUUUUUGGGACAAGCCAAAAGAAAAAAAGUUAAAAAAAAAAAAGCAGAGGGAUCAAGGAAGGGCUAUUUUACUCAAGGCGAGUAGUGUUGAGUGGUGUUAGGGUUAUAGAAGCUGUGAUCACAGAUCAGAACAGGGGGGACAUGUGCAUUUACAGUAUAUUCCAGUACAUCAAAGGGCAUUAAAUGGUAAUUACUCCAAAAUGCAGAAAGCUUGAAUGUAAAGUUCAGCUUCUGCUUCCAGAACAUGAAUGCUGUAGUCAUACAGUGCUAAAAUAAUUAAAAUACUUUAUUGUGAAAAAUAAUUAUACUAAAAGACAUAUACUGAAGGGUAACAUAUGAAACCCUUUGUUCCAGAUUGUCACUUUCAACACUUUUUCUUCUUUCAAAAACCAGCAAUAAAGACAGCAUUUUCAAUUUAGGGCAGCUAUAGUACGCACACAUAAAGACUCUUAAGUUUGGUGCUAACUUUGUACUGGAGAAAGGUAUAGUUAAUCUGGUCCACAAAUGCAAUGCUGAUGAGCAUUUCUUGUAUUUAAAAUAUGUAUGUACUGUAAAGAAACAUUUCUGUAUAUGUACCCAAGCCUUGGACUUUUUAACCAGGAAAAUGUCAUUUUCAGUGUGAAAUUGUACUAAGUUUGAGUGUAUGUAUAACAUGAAACUUUUUUUCUCUUAAGUAGGUUGGUGUCUCCAUGUAUUCAAUCAGUCGUUUUCAAGUUUAAAUGCAUCAAAAAACUGAAGUCUCUAUUUUGAAGCAAGUGCAAAGGCAAAUUACUGUAACUUUAAUAGGCUAUGCUGCCACACUAACAUAAGAUUAUCCCUGCUGUACAGCUGUCUUUUUACAUUUUUAUAAUUGUUAGGCUUUUUUCCCCAAUAUUAUUUCAAUAAUUGCCCAAUGAUUUUGCAAUAUUUCGUUCUUGUUACCCGUUUGUUUAGCCCACCCAAUUUACACCUGUUGUCCUCUUAAUUAGUGAUAUGCUACAAACAAACCAGUUUUUUCAUUGCUGUUUUUAUAUUGCAAACUUGAACUGUUAAACCUUCGCACGACAUCCGAUGGUUUAAAAAAAUCAUUUUAAAAGCACAAUUAAUAUUCUCUGCUAUGACCCGCUGGCUGCUAAUAUGGUGUUCUUGAGCACACACAUUUUUUACAGCAUUGUGGUAAAAUGUGAUAGGAGUUUGGGCAUUCAAAGUUUUACUGCAGGUUUAGUUAGGCCUGCCUAGACCAUGUCCAAUUUACUGGUAGUUCAGGUGGGCCUAAUAAGCCUCAGUGUUAAACCUGGCACAAAGACAUUGCAAUGGGAGUGUUACUGCCAUCCUGUGUUUGUUUUGUUGAUUGAUUUAUUUAUAUGUACAAAUUAUUAUUCAAGAUUUGUUUUGUUUUUUUUGUACAGAAACAACACCAGUCUGACCUGGUCAUGCAGGUUGUUUAUCGGCCAAAAAAGAUGUACCGAUAGCUUCAAUAAAGGGACGCUUUACAUAUAAUACCUAUGUUAAUUCAAUGAAAAAGUAAUUUUAAUAUUCUGGAAAAAACUGACUGGAAGGAAUGGGGUUAAAUCCUACCCCAGCCAACAAUCACAGGUGUGCAUGCUAACUGGGGAGUGGCCGGCCAUCUGCCUAUGUUGUAUUGUUUGUGUAACCCUUUUCUUUUGGCCCUUGUUCCCUGUUUAUUUUAUUCCUGUUUUGUGUUUAAUAAAUGUGCGCUUGCACUUUAGACUGCAGCUUCUGUCUCCGAGUCUCUAAUUCCUGCUGGUAACAGCUCGGGCCACAGUGCUGUCCUGUCACACUGACAUCUUCUGCUGCCAACCACUCACAUUUAAUCUGUUACUCAUUAAAUCUUAGUCAUUUAAAACUCUAUUGCAUAGCAAUUUGAACCAUUACAGCUUUUUCUAGAGCAGUUUGGGCUACGUGGACUUUUCCGUACAGUACAGGCUUUGCAAAAUCUGGAAUUGUUGAAUGUAACUGGAGGUUGGUCCUAAAAUGUACAUUUUCCUGUGCAGUUUACACUAUAUCUUUAAGUCAAAGUUUAACCCUAAGCUUAAGGCUUGUGCAUCUUUCCAUUUUUACAUCCAAUGUAAAAACAGAAGUAAACACUGCUUAUAGACCUCAUAACAUUUGUAACAAUAAAUACUUUAUGUGUUUUCAUUCCAGUGUAAUACUUGCUUUUGAAAGUUUUGACUGUUAAAACAUACCUUUUUAUUAUAUAUAAAUAAUUAAAAUACAGUGCAUUAUAUAAAGACAGUCUCAGGGAUUUGUUGUAUAAGUGUUCCCCAUGCAAAACAGUGCCCCCAGCGUUAAAGACAUGCACAGAGUCUUGUUUGAGUCGCUUUAUGGAAAUCAAAGUGGUCGGUCAAAGACGAGAAAAUGCAAUUACACCCCGACCAUGGCAUUACCUGAAGACUAUAGGAAUAAAGAAUAAACAAACAUACCAGCAAAUAAGUUGCGCAGAACACAAGGCUAGCUCUUCACCCAUUUACCAGGUUGGUUGUUAAUAUUAUGCAUUUAAAAAAAAGCUGCCUGAAUUUUGUGACAUUCAGCCCAUUAGCCAUAAUAAAUACAGGUAUAUCAUAAAAUAUAUAUAUAUACAAGUUGAGGAACAGCAGAGUGGUACAUUUUUAAAAAGACCCAGAAUAAAAGCAGUGCAGUCCAUUGAAGCAAAUGUAUUUGCCAUGAUUGCUAAACAUUAAAAUUAUGUUGUACUGGACCUGCAGUGCCUUGCAACUCUUAGUUCUGCAGUAAAAUAAAUGGGGGAGCUUGUUAAAAAUGGAAAAUUGGACAUAUUUGAGGUUUUCAUACAAAAUGCCUAAACAAGCUCUAAAUAUCUUGAAGUAGAACAUAACGACAAUUCCAUUUAUCUCUCCAAAUCAGCUAAAUACAAUGCUGUAGAUCAGAUCUAGUCUUUUUGUGCAAACCAUGUUUUUCACACAGCUCUUUACAGUAUCAGUGUAAUAAGCUAUUAACUAAUAUUUGUUGUCACUAAUAAAAUGUACAAACCAGUGAAGGUACAAUAAGGCAUUCUCUUUACAAGAUCAAGAAUUAGUACAAUUGCAUGGCCAUUCGGAAUAAUAAUUCAUUUUCCAUCUCCUGUAGUUAAUGGAAUGUAUUUUGCAUAUAAAUCUAACACACUACAGUUCUGUAAACAUUUUGAAAUACUAAACUACCCAAAGCAAUUUCCCAUACCGUACAACGCAUCAGCCAGCAAGAAUCAUUGAAUGCUUACUAUAUAGAGAUACAAUGCUGUCUACAAUAUAUAUAUAUAUAUAUUGUAGACAGCAUUAGUGAUGCACAAUGAAAACGCAGCAGUCUUAAGUUUUACAGCAAUAGCUCAUCGGGCACAUACAUGUUAUUUACAUUUUAAAUUGUGAGCAGAUGGGUUUGUUGAUUGUUUGAGUAGUAUUGUAACAAAAUA